Molecule: messenger RNA, 576 nt
Organism: Auanema sp. JU1783
Lineage: Eukaryota; Metazoa; Nematoda; Chromadorea; Rhabditida; Rhabditidae
Source: the annotation of a GenBank genome assembly
AUGUCACAGGCUGUAAAGAGGGUAGCUACUUCCAGCGUCAACUUCGCCAAGCUUGGCGAAAAGCUCAUCGGUGAGCAAGCUGCUGAGCUUGUCCGUGUUAAGGGACAAAGCGGAACUUUCACUGCUAUCAUCAACCAACAUCCAAGUGACCUCCCCAAGGUUGAUUUUGCUGCUUUGAAGAAGGCUAUGCCAUCUCACGCUGCUGUUCUUGAUUCUCUCCAGAAGCAAUACGAGUCUAUCAAGGUUCCUUAUGGUGAGGUCCCAGCUGAAUACCUCAAGGAGGUUGAUCAAUGGAACCAAUUCCACAACGCCAGAACUCAGCUUCAUGAAGUGAAAGUUCAAGACGGACUUGAGCAAGCCAAGAAGGUCGAACAGAAGUGGGCUCAGGCUCCACCAGUCGAGCAUUUCGAUCGUCAACACUUCGUUGAGUACUUCCCUCAACACUUCUAUGAUCUUCGUUACCAAAACAGAAUCCCUGAUCCAUGUGAAAUUGGACUCAAUGAAACACCAGAGAUUGAGGCUAGAUUCAAGGACUACAAGGUUCUUCGACGUGCUGACAAGGUUGACGAUCACUAG